Lathyrus oleraceus (garden pea) is the source of this 747-nucleotide messenger RNA. RefSeq lists its product as uncharacterized. Gene Ontology annotation, molecular function: DNA helicase activity. Gene Ontology annotation, biological process: DNA repair; telomere maintenance. Bases 1 to 747 code for a protein of 248 amino acids. Lineage: Eukaryota; Viridiplantae; Streptophyta; Magnoliopsida; Fabales; Fabaceae. The transcript has a single exon. The record is from RefSeq and is a predicted model, not a curated record.
AUGGUAGAGGAUUAUCAAACAACUAACAAUGUUGUGGAAUCAAACUUAACUAAUAUGUUGUUGAAGGACUUGAAUGAACUCCUAAACCUGCACGGUAAAAAGAUUGAUGAUUAUGAUCUCCCAUCUUUACCCCCUAAUACAAUAGACAGAGGUGCAGUUCCAAGUAUCAUACAAGAGGAGUUAGCGAUCGAUAUCCCCAAUGAAGAUAUUGAAUCUAUUACUAAGUUAAAUAAUGAUCAAAUGAUUGCAUUCAACACCAUUAUGAAUGUAAUUGUUAAAAAACACAGUGGGGUAUUUUUUGUUGAUGGUCCAGGAGGAACAGGUAAAACAUUCCUUUAUAGAACAUUAAUGGCAAGUUUAAGAAGUAGAGGAGAAAUUGUCUUAGCAACUGCAUCAUCUGGUAUAGCUGCAACAUUGUUACCCGGUGGUAGGACUGCACACUCUCGAUUUAAGAUACCUAUUGAUAUUCAACCGAGUUCCAUUUGUGGUAUUGAAAAGCAAAAGGAUCUUGCAAAUCUCAUUAGAGUUGCUUCCGCAAUAAUUUGGGAUGAAGCACCAAUGACAAACAAAAACUGUUUGGAAGCCUUAGAUCGAUCAUUACAAGACAUUUGUAGCAACAAUGCUCCAUUUGGUGGAAAAGUUCUGAUCAUGGGGGGGGGGGGGGAUUUUUGUCAAGUUCUUCCUGUUGUAAGAAAAGGUACUAAGGCACAAAUGAUUUCAGCGUGUAUUGUUCAGUCUCAUUUAUAG